Macrosiphum euphorbiae (potato aphid) is the source of this 261-nucleotide messenger RNA. Lineage: Eukaryota; Metazoa; Arthropoda; Insecta; Hemiptera; Aphididae. The record is from the annotation of a GenBank genome assembly.
AUGUUAUGGCCGAGAGUUGUGUUUGUCGAUAAAAUUGACGAUCUGAACUCCACUGUGAAUCAAAUCGUAGGAAUUGCUCGGGACGUAGAUGGUUUUAAUGAGAUAAAUAGAGACGACAUAGAAAAAAUGAUGAAUAACUAUGAUCAGGAGCUUACAUUGGAGGAGCUGGAAGAAAUUACCGCAAUCCAAAACGAACCAAAUCAAUCUAACCAGAAUGACGAGGAAGAAGAGCACGUGAAGUUGGAAUUUUCCUCAAAAUAG